AUGCCGGCAUCAUGCUUCCAAGUAUGCGGUAAAAUAAACAGUGGACACGGUCUGAACAUUAUUCAUGUAAAAGAAAUUGUACCACAAUUUCCACUGAUACAGCCACCAUUUGUAGGAGCUGGUGAAGGGACGCCGUCGAAUCUGCCCAAAGAAAAAUGGAACAGAGAAGCUGUUAUAGAAGCAUUGACUAGGUUGACUGCGAACAUAACAUUUCUUGACCUUUCUUCAAAGAAAAUUACUGAUGAUGGCUUAAGACCAUUGGCAGAAGCAUUGCAAAAGUCUUCGUGUCCAUUAAGUAAUAUUGAACUCGAAGAAAAUCAAAUAUCAGCUGACGGUUGCAAAAUACUUUGUGAAGCAAUACAAAUGAAUAAAAGUCUGGCUUCACUUGAUUUACUCGGAAACCAAAUUGGAAACGAAGGUGCCAUAGUUUUUGCUGAAUUACUGAAAACAAAUUCGUCAUUAGUAGAUCUUGAUCUUGCGUUCAAUUCUAUUUCAGAUAGUGGAGCUAAAGCUCUUGGACAAAGUCUGAAACUGAAUACAACAUUGGGAUUGUUGGAUGUUUGUGGAAAUGACAUCGGUAGUGAUGGAGGCAUCGCUUUGGCAGAAGCUCUUAAAAUGAAUAAAUCAUUAAAGUCAUUAAGUCUAUUUAAAAAUCGAAUUGGUGAUAAUGGCACGAUAGCUAUUGCUGAGAGUCUCAAAGUCAAUAAGGUGCUUGUGACAUUAAAUCUUGGUGCAAAUUUGAUCUCUGAUGAAGGUACUGUCGCAAUAAGCAAUGCACUUAAAAUGAAUACGUCAUUAACAACCCUCUGUUUGGAUGUCAAUGAGAUUGAUGAUCAAGGCACAAUAGCUCUGGCUGAAACGUUGAGAGUUAACAAAACUUUGACAAGUUUGAAUCUAUGUCAAAAUCGCUUCUCCGAUGCUAGUAGAAGAACUUUGGCACAAGCUUCUAAAGUACACCGUACCCUUGUUAAUUUAUUUUUUAAUUAA
Rotaria sp. Silwood1 is the source of this 987-nucleotide messenger RNA. Lineage: Eukaryota; Metazoa; Rotifera; Eurotatoria; Philodinida; Philodinidae. The record is from the annotation of a GenBank genome assembly.